AUUUGGUCACACUGCACAAUUUGUUGCUCCACAAUUUCAAUUUCCCCCUUUAGUAAACCCAAAGAUUUGGCCUAUCAAAGUCUAAUUUAAUCAAUAAGUAUAACUCUACGUCAAUUUCAAUACGUAUUUUUGUGUAUUUUGGUGGCAGUGUUAAAUUUAAAAAAUACCCAAAAACAUUGAAUUGUAAAUUUUCUGUUUUGAUUUUAACGCUACGCAAAUGUCAUUGGCCCUGGAUCAACAGGGGGCAGAGGGGAAUUUCUAACACAAAACAUACAUAUAUUGUGCUUUGGACUACCAUGGCAUCCGUGGAUACGGAAUUCAGAAGCAACUUGCCCCCAUCCUCUGGUCUAUUGGGAGGUGUGGCGCAACGUUUAGAUGUCACCGUGGAGGCAUUACGUUUACUGCUCACAUUAUUGGCAGGUUACCCCAUUGCGUAUGUCUAUUGCAAAUAUAUUGUAAAUUCGCAAGCGAAACGUCUACAUCAUCUCUACUUUGCCAUCUGUGGAGCUAGUCUAUGCUAUUUCAACUAUGGAUUGGAUGUAUAUCACUCACUUUUGGGAAUAUUGACCACAUAUCUGCUUGGACUUUUUCUCAGGCACAAGCCAACAAUAUUCUUAACCAUCAAUUUCAUAUUCCAUAUGACCUAUUUGAUGCUUGGCUAUUAUUAUACGGCCAGUAAUGAAUAUGAUAUAUUAUGGACGAUGCCGCAUUGUAUUCUUGUAUUGCGUAUGAUUGGUUACGGCUUUGAUCUAACCGAUGGGCUUAAGCCGCAAUCAGAGCUAUCCGAGGAUCAGAAAGAGACGAAUUUGCCGCAAUUUCCAUCGCUUUUGGAGUUGCUGGCUUUUGCCUAUUUCCCAGGUGGCUUUCUCGUUGGCCCACAAUUCCCGUAUAGACGCUAUCAGAGAUUCAUUGAUGGUGAAUUCCGUAAGCAUAAGGGACAACUAGAGGCCGGUUUGAAUCGCCUUGCUGCAGGAGUUCUCUAUAUGAUCGUAUCUCAAGUGGGCUUGUAUUAUCUACCCGACUCGUAUUUCCUAUCACCGGAAUUUACUCAGUUGUCGCUUAUUAGACGAAUGUAUUACUUGGGCUUUUGGGCCAAAUUUUCCUUAUAUAAGUACAUCUCAUGCUGGCUCUUCACCGAGGGUGCCCUCAUAUGCAUUGGCUUCACCUUCAAGAAGGCCAGCGAGACUGGCCCAGAUGGGAACGCCGACUGGUCAGGUUGCAGUAAUGUCAAGCUCGUGCACUUGGAGACGGGCAAUACCAUGGAGCAUUAUGUGCAGACCUUUAAUGUGAACACCAAUCAAUGGGUCGGCCGUUAUAUCUAUAAACGCUUGAGAUUCCUCAACAAUCGCAUGAUAAGCUAUGGAGCCUCUCUAGUCUUUUUGGCCAUCUGGCAUGGCUUCCACAGUGGCUAUUAUAUGGCUUUCGUGAUGGAAUAUAUGAUUGUGAGCACCGAAAAACAGAUUACAAAUAUGUAUGAAAAGAAAAUUUUGCCCAACUACGGGAUCUACUUCAAGGACAAAGCCGUCUAUAAGGCGAUCCACUUCUUUGCUCUCAAAUCCUACAACAUCAUCUAUAUGGGAUGGUGCCUAUCAUCUUUUGUAUUCCUUAAAUACGAGCGCUGGAUUCGUGUUUAUAGUGCAGUCAACUAUUUCGGAUUCAUUUAUAUGCUCAUUUGGGCGGCCUUCUAUCAUGGUUAUUUCUAUUUCUAUGAAGGCCCAAGACAGCAACAGGCCAAGAGGGCAAGGAGACUGGAAGACGAGGCCAAGAGGAAUAAUGAUGAUAAUGAAAGUAAAAGCAAAGAAAAUGAAAAUCUAGUAGAAGAGAAUGCCAAGAACAAAUAGAAAUUGUAAAUACAAUUUUCUAUGUAUGUACAUUAUUAGAGAAGACAGAGAUAGAGAGUGAAAGCGAGAGAAAGAGAAGCAAAAUUUGUUAAAAAAAACUAUUUUCUGCCGUUUUGCCUAGUCACAAAAAGUUCUUAUUUGAAUAAUGGGGACAGACAUUUGUUAAAAAAAAAAAAGAUGAGAAAGGAAUUAAUGAAAUUAUCAUAUGAAAUAUGCUAGCCCUUCAGUUCAAUUAGUAAAUAAUAAUAUGUUUGCUUUAUAAGCGAAACAAAAAGAGAUACCCAAACUUUCUAUAUAAGAUCUUUUUAAUUCAAAGAGUAAGAAACGGCUGGAAAUCCCUCGAGACUUAACUAUUUUGACAUAUUUAUAACCAAUACAACGAUGAUGAAAUUAGACAUAUACAUACACACACAAACACACACUUACACAUAAGUAUGUUUUCAUAUGCUCAUUUAAAUGUCAACAAACAGAAAAGACAUCCAAACAAUAUCUUUGAAAAGUGCAAAUUUGUAUAAAUAAAUUGUAAAAAGAACCAAUA
Messenger RNA from Drosophila willistoni, 2379 nucleotides. It is a transcript of the gene nes, whose product is annotated as lysophospholipid acyltransferase 5. The record is from RefSeq and is a predicted model, not a curated record. Gene Ontology annotation, molecular function: lysophospholipid acyltransferase activity; 1-acylglycerophosphocholine O-acyltransferase activity. Lineage: Eukaryota; Metazoa; Arthropoda; Insecta; Diptera; Drosophilidae. Bases 297 to 1841 code for a protein of 514 amino acids. Gene Ontology annotation, biological process: lipid modification; phosphatidylcholine biosynthetic process. Gene Ontology annotation, cellular component: membrane. The transcript has 4 exons.